UUUCUCUCCAACAAACCCUUGGCCUCAUCAAAUUAUGUUCCUGGAUAAGUUGGUGAAGAUAGGGAUUAUGUCAGCUUAACCCUGAUUCUGUUGCAUUGAAGGAUUUGCAUGACAGCAGCAUUACCGAUGAGUCAACAGAGGAGUCCGUCAGUCUUCUUUCCAAAGAAAUACCCUCUUACGUGAUAAUUUGGCUCAUCUGAUAUUUGGGUUCGCGUCUCUUGCUUAACCGAUAUUGUAUUUCUUUUGCACUCCUACAACUGCUCACGCCGGUGAGACUUAUUCGGCUCAGUAAUAUGGUUUUUGCUGUUAACGAGCACCAUGGACCACGCUCUUGAGGCAGCCAUAGCGUCUGGGAAAAUCCCAUCUCGGCUCGCUAGCAAUAUCACCACGCCAGAAUACCUUGAUUUCUUGCUUCAAGAUGAUAGUGGAAGACUGGUAAAGGUAGUUUCUACGCUAGCAGCACUGGAAGUAUUGUUCGUGGCACUCUUUUACUAUUCAAGAUUGAGAUUCAAGACGGAGUCAAACCUCGAUUUAUGGUUGAUGGUUCCGGCGUUUCUGACAACCUUUUCUCAUUUAAUUUUUUGCUUCGGUAUGUUCCUCGCCUAAAGUGGAAUAUAUUGGCUGAUACAAAAGCUGAUAAAUACACGCUGAUAGUGUUCAUUAAAUAUGCCCAAUUGGGAAGACAUAUUCAAUUGCUCACUCGCCAUCAAACAGAGCAGUUCCUCAAGUUUCAGAUGGCGCUUACAUUCCUGAAUUCUGCCGCAGUAACACUACCCAAAUUCUGCAUUCUAUGUCUGUACCACCGAGUUUUCAAGCCAAAACCCUAUCGCCACGCAAUCUACUUCAUAGCAGCUUUCCUAACUGCACAUUGGCUUGCUCACUUCAUUCUGCAACUCUCGGUAUGUACACCAUUCGAGAAACAAUGGCAUCCAUGGGUGAAGGGCCACUGCUUGAAUUCUUUCAAGUCGUAUAUUUGGCUAGUACUUCCCAGUAUUGCUGCAGAUAUGAUGAUCAUUAUCCUGCCGCUGCCGAUGAUCUGGAAAUUACAAACAAGCAUAGGCCAAAAGUUGGGACUGACGGCGACUUUUCUAGCUGGAAGCAUGUACGUAUCCUUCUCUCUUCCUUAUGCCUGACAUAGCAGUCGAAAUCAGCCUUUGGCUAGCUAGGUGGCCGGUAGGGGGUAGGUAUUCAAUACUGACUGGAAGGAUACAUAGAGGCAUCAUAACGGCUAUAACACGUUUUGCCAUAUUUCUUGGAGCUCGUAGGUACCCUAUCUAUCUAAGCCAUAAACCUUUGCCUUUGACGGUUAGAGCAAAGUUCGAAGUCUAGUCUAUGCUUCAGUGAACUUUUACUCCCAAGCAUUCCUGAAAAUAUAAUAACCAGUAUGCUAAUUCCAACGUAAUCUAGUGAGCCACGACGCUGACACGAUCGACAUAUCCUGGGUCGGGAUAGAUGUUAUUCUUUGGGCUAGUAUCGAGCCGGGCGUCUAUCUUAUUGCCGCAUGUCUACCAUCACUCCGUCCCCUCUUGGUCGCCACGCUUCGAGAUAUCAGUCCCGGUCCGACGUUCCAUAGUUUACGGCAAAGGAUCUGGGGGGGUUUUAAGGGAGCUGGAAGAAACAAUUCCAAACACACGCCAAGAGACAUGAGACCUGAAAGAGCAAUUACUAUUAGACUCUCGGAUAAUGGCAAAUUCAACCGCCUUGGAGAAGGUGACGGCAGUGGGUGGCCAUCCGACUUCUCGGGACAUAAUCCGGCGAUGUCUACUUGUUUUAGGGAAAGCACUGAUUUGGAAGAAGACAGAGGAAGGCCGAGGGUCAAAGGGAAGGCGAAGACAAAGGAAAAGGAAACGGAAACGUGGGGGGCGUUGAGUGGCAUUAUGGUUCGGAAAGAGUAUAGUAUCAGAUCGGAGGCAGUGGUUGUUGAUCCAGGGAGUGAAUAUGUUGUCAGUAAUUCUGUUGCCAAGUAGUAUGUAAAUAUAGCCAUUCUUAUUCGCAGGGCGAGAUACUGUAGGUUUUGUUGAUUUAUUGGAUAUUAUAACCCUUACAUUCAACCAAAACUACAACCAACGCAUCUGUAAUGCUAGCAAUCUAGAAUUUUG
Molecule: messenger RNA, 2099 nt
Organism: Hymenoscyphus albidus
Lineage: Eukaryota; Fungi; Ascomycota; Leotiomycetes; Helotiales; Helotiaceae
Source: the annotation of a GenBank genome assembly